CUCAUUGUAAGGUGGAAGAAACGUGAUGGGGACACGGAACGGGGGGAGGGGGGAGACAGGGAGGAGAGAUACGCGUCCCGUUCUUGUCCAGCGUGGCUCGAAAGUGUGUGGCAACGCGUUCCAGCUAGCCAGUUAUCGUAGGACAAGGAGACGCCAGACUGGCCCAAACAUGGAUAUACUCCCAAGUGACCCACACAAAGCUCUGUCCCUCCGCAACGAAGUCAUCUUUGGAAGAAUCCAAAUGGAGGAGAUUUAUGAAAUAGCCGACGAACCUCUUGGUGAGCAGGUGGAUGACCAAGAAGAGGUGGCAUCCAAUGAAGCAGAGCCUGUUCUUGAGAGCUCAGAGAGGAGUGAUGAAAAAAAGUUCCGCUUCCGCACUAAGAGGAAUGCGAAGCGGCGCCGCCGCACUCCCAGCCGAUCCUACACCCACUGGGAGGAACUUAAGACGCUGGAGUACAUAAAGGAAAGCUGCUCCUACCACAAGCUGAAAGGUGUUGCCUUCUGGAAGAAGAUGGAAGCAAAAAAUAUUGUACCGGAGAGAACCUGGCAGUCACUAAAGGAACACUUCAGGCGACAAAUUAUGCCAAAGCUGAACAAAUUCCCUGCCCAUCUUACAAAAGAAUUCAACCUGUAGUCUCUCUCUCUCUCUCUCUCUCUCUCUCUCUCUCUCUCUCUCUCUCUCUCUCUCUCUCUCUCUCUCUCUCUCUCUCUCUCUCUCUCUCUCUCUCUCUCUCU
Portunus trituberculatus (swimming crab) is the source of this 735-nucleotide messenger RNA. RefSeq lists its product as uncharacterized. Gene Ontology annotation, cellular component: shelterin complex. Gene Ontology annotation, biological process: regulation of DNA-templated transcription; telomere maintenance via telomere lengthening. The transcript is spliced from 6 exons. Bases 26 to 634 code for a protein of 202 amino acids. Lineage: Eukaryota; Metazoa; Arthropoda; Malacostraca; Decapoda; Portunidae. Gene Ontology annotation, molecular function: telomeric repeat DNA binding. The record is from RefSeq and is a predicted model, not a curated record.